Pseudovirgaria hyperparasitica is the source of this 1170-nucleotide messenger RNA. RefSeq lists its product as uncharacterized. The transcript has a single exon. The record is from RefSeq and is a predicted model, not a curated record. Bases 49 to 903 code for a protein of 284 amino acids. Lineage: Eukaryota; Fungi; Ascomycota; Dothideomycetes; Acrospermales; Acrospermaceae.
UCCCACAUUUCCUCUUUCGCGAACUCAUUGAUACUAUCUAGGAUAACAAUGGGUGCCCCCGAUGCCGACCCGACCCUCACCAUUCCCUCAAUCACCCAACCGAAUCCUCGCUCGACACCGAAGCCUGGCCUAAUAAUCAUCCAUGCCGGUCUCUAUCGCACCGGCACCGCUUCCAUGGCCGCCGCAUACCGCAUCCUUGGACUUCAUGCUCAUCACGGCCUCGACGACGUGCCCGGCAACAACUGGCUCGGCAUCGAACACGCCGCUGAAGCCACUUUCCCACACAUCGCCACAUCGCCGCGACCCAAAUAUACCCGUGCGGACUGGGACAAGCUGUUUGGCGCAUACGACGUCGUCACGGACCUGGCCAGCGUGUUCGUGCCCGAGAUGAUCGCGGCGUAUCCGGAGGCGAAAGUUGUGGUUGUACAGAGGGAAUUUGAUUCGUGGUGGGAGAGCUUUGCGAGCGAAGUCCUGAGCCACUUCCGGCGGCCCGAGGCGUGGAUUGUAGGCGUGGCGACGUGGUGGUUAUUGGGGGACCGCGCGAUCAAGUGUAUGUCGAAAUUGAUUCCUGGAUUUUUCGGCGUAGCGCAUUCACGGGACGUCGAUAUUGACAUCGCGAGGACGAAGUACGAUGAGUACUAUAGAUUCGUGCGGGAGAGGGUGCCGAAGGAAAAUAGGCUAGAGUAUAAAAUGGGAGAUGGGUGGGAGCCGCUGUGUGCGUUUCUAGGGAAAGAUGUACCAAAGGGAGUGGCGUUUCCACGGAUUAAUGAUCGGAUAGAGCAUGCGAAGGGCUCGAACGAGAGGCUGGCGGAAGUUAUGAGUGAUCUUUGGAAGGUUGGUGGGCCAGUGUUGGUGGGGAUUCUUGCCACUGGGGGAUACUUUGUGUGGAAACGAUUGCUAUAAGGGGAAAUGGUGUCUCAAUAGAACGAGUACAGUAAGGGGGGUAUAAUGUUACGAUAGAACGAUUUUCGGUCAAAUGUACUGACGUGCAAAGAUCUAAUUAGAAUAACAACGCAUUCAGAUAUGAAGAUAGCAUCCGAACGUGGGAAUCGAGAGGCUUGGAGGACUGAUGGGAAACCUCCGGAGAAUGCGAUAUUGCACUCUAUAUAGUACAUAACUUCCAGUAGAGUCUUGAAAGCCUAUGACGAAUCGUGUACGCCCAUCAAAAUC